Messenger RNA from Lates calcarifer (barramundi perch), 2111 nucleotides. It is a transcript of the gene timm17b, whose product is annotated as translocase of inner mitochondrial membrane 17 homolog B (yeast). The coding region runs from base 60 to 575 and encodes 171 amino acids. The transcript has 6 exons. Gene Ontology annotation, cellular component: TIM23 mitochondrial import inner membrane translocase complex; mitochondrial inner membrane. Gene Ontology annotation, biological process: protein import into mitochondrial matrix. Lineage: Eukaryota; Metazoa; Chordata; Actinopteri; Centropomidae. The record is from RefSeq and is a predicted model, not a curated record. Gene Ontology annotation, molecular function: transmembrane protein transporter activity.
AAACAGCACACGCCGCGCACAAUGAUGACGUCGCAACGUUUGUCUUGACGACAACAAACAUGGAGGAAUAUGCCCGUGAACCUUGUCCCUGGAGAAUAGUGGAUGAUUGUGGAGGCGCUUUCACCAUGGGUGCAAUUGGAGGAGGGGUGUUUCAGGCGGUCAAGGGCUUUCGAAAUGCCCCUGCGGGUGUCGGACACCGACUGAGAGGCAGUGCAAAUGCAGUGAGAGUAAGAGCUCCACAGAUUGGAGGUAGUUUUGCUGUAUGGGGAGGGCUCUUCUCCACAAUUGACUGUGGUCUAGUUCGCCUCAGACGGAAGGAAGAUCCUUGGAACUCCAUAACAAGUGGAGCACUAACUGGAGCUAUCCUGGCAGCACGCAGUGGGCCUUUAGCUAUGAUGGGUUCUGCCAUGAUGGGGGGAAUUUUGCUCGCUCUCAUUGAGGGUUUUGGGAUCCUCCUAACCAGAUACACAGCGCAGCAGUUUCAGAAUCCUGUUCCCUUUGCAGACGACCCCAGUCAGUUACCUCCUAAGGACGGAGGUCAGCAGCAACAGGGGGCAAAGGGGCAGUUUCAGUAGAGAACAGUAAAGACUGAGACCAGCUGUGGACACAGUGAGUCAGACCAGAGAGUAGGGAGGCGGGCACAAAGAUACUACAGCAGGUAUCAGGUGGAGAUACUGGUCACUACAGUGGUGUUAAAUAGUUGCACUAUGUUCUUAUACCUCAGGGGCAAAUUACUGUGAGUUUUAAUUAUUUAUUGACUGGAGUGAAUUUUUGCAUGUGAGCAGGGAUCCUGACAAACCACAUGUCUGCACCUCCAGUAUCUCAUGCAACAUUUUCUGUAUCUGUGGUUUUCUCAUUGCUGUGAUCUUUUCAGGUUAAAUAUACAGUACUGAACUUUAUAUAUAAAAUCAAUUUGAUUAUUCAUAAUUUUAAUGAUUAAAAGCAUCCAAAGAUUUUAUAAUUGUAUGCAUAGAUUAUGUGUGAGUAGUAAAAAAAAAGGUGAGACAUUACAGCAUCACAUUUGUUGAGUUAGGUUUUACUAUGGAGAGUAGCAUUCUGCCAGUCUGUUUCUAUGUGUUAAUUAUGUCAGUUGAGACAGUAAGUGCAAAGAACUACUUGUGCUUUUAAAUUAUGUGUGCGCUUAAGAUGGAUCUAAGUUCAACAAAACCUCAUUCCUUUCUUGCAGUUUUUCCUCCCCUGGCAGCUUCUGUAACUUUUGAAUCUUUGUUUUAACAUACUAGAAUGAAUGGAUUAGCUCAAGUCAUGUCUGUAAUACUGAAAAAUAAGGAUGAGUUCCUAGGAAUUAUGGCUUGAAUCACUCAGACAGCUCACUCAGCCAAUUAUCAUCACGCACCCCUCGUCACUUUGAUCGCUGCAUUAUCCCAUCAAGCAACCAAGCACUUUUUAAACUCUGUCUCUCUGUUCUCUUAAAAUGGUAGCAUCUGCCACAGCAGAGAGACGUGCAGCAUGAUGCAGUGUUUUGCUGUAAAACUAUGUAUAGAGAGAAUGUUUAUUUAUUUAUUUAUUGUCCUGAUGUACACUGAUCAGCCACAACAUUAAAACCACCUGCCUAAUAUUGUGUAGGUCCCCCUCGUGCCACCAGAACAGCUCUGAUGCAUCAGGGCACAGACACAGGACCUCUGGUGGUAUCUUGUGGGGUCUGGCACUGGGACGUUGGCAACAGAUUCUUUGGGUCCCUGUGGGUUGCAGGGUGGGGCCUCCGUGGAUCUAGCUUGUUCCAGUGCAUCCCAACAGAUCCUUAGUCAGAUUGGGAUCUGGGGAGUGGUGAGGUCAGGUCAAUGCCUCAUGCUCUUUGUCAUGUUCCUUGAGAUAUUUCUGAGCAGUUUUUACAGUGUGGUGGGAGCAUUGUCCUGCUGGGGGAGGCCCUAGAUGUUGGGGAGUGCUGUAGUCAGGGGAGGAGGGUGCUUGGUCUGCAGCAAUGUUUAAGUUGCUGCUAUAUGUCAAAGUAACAUCCAGAUAAAUGCCAGGACCUGCGGUAUUGUAACGAGUGUUACUCAUUUCACCUGUCAGUGGUGGUAAUGUUGCGGCUGAUCUGUGUAUUUAUUGUGCACAAGUUGAUUAAAUCAAUAAAGGCAUCAAAUGCUCUUGAA